Messenger RNA from Gongylonema pulchrum, 477 nucleotides. Lineage: Eukaryota; Metazoa; Nematoda; Chromadorea; Rhabditida; Gongylonematidae. The record is from the annotation of a GenBank genome assembly.
AUGAAUUUGAACUCCGUCACGACCGGUGGUCAGCGGGAUUAUGCUUUGGCAGCCACCCGUGUGCCGCCACCUGCCAUCAGGAAAAGCAGCACAUAUUCUGCACCGUCCGCGAAUUGCGACUGGAAGGAAGAACGUAAACUGCACGAGCGGAACUUUCAGCUUAGCCUACAACGUGAGGUUCUGCGAUUCCUUAGCUAUUCUGAAUAUCCGUAUGUCAAUGAAAAAUUGGUCAAGAAUCCAACCAAGGAAGAAUUCGCACUCAUGUUUGAGUUCAUUUUCCAGCAGCUCGCGCCAAAUUACACAGUGCGCAAAUUUGAAGACGAUAUGCCAUUUUAUUUUCGUCUGUUGGGAUAUUCGGCAAACUUGAAGCCAUCAAUCAUGCGUACAGUUGGAAUGCAACAGACGAUGCCGCAUUUGCUGCUAGCUAUUGUUUGGCUUAUUGAUCUCGUAAGAGUGCGUUACUUCUCCAUAUUCUGA